This is a messenger RNA of Symphalangus syndactylus (siamang), 1992 nucleotides long. RefSeq names its product tripartite motif containing 17 (gene TRIM17). The record is from RefSeq and is a predicted model, not a curated record. Gene Ontology annotation, molecular function: protein binding; zinc ion binding. NCBI's taxonomy places the organism in Eukaryota, Metazoa, Chordata, Mammalia, Primates, Hylobatidae.
AGUCCCACCCCAGGCCAACAGACUCUUCCCUUCGUUGGGCUGUGGACCACAUCCUCCCCCACCGCCCAGUAAGCUGCCCGCUGCGCCCGUCCCCGGCUCAUCCAGAGCCUCCCACCCCCUGCCGCCUUCCUUCCCCAAGCCACCCGCAACCUCUCCUAAGAGGCGCCGCCCCAGUCCCGGCCGCCGCUCACUCCCUCGCCCAGCAUUCCCCUCCCCCGCCGCCCCCCAUCCCCCGCUGACGCCACAAAGCCCCUCGGCCGCCCGACCCCACGCCCCCACGCCCCGGGCCGGGCCGCGGCCUCCUGGGCUUCGUGGGGGCAGACCCAGCCUUUCCCGGCAGCGAGCGCUCGGCCAGGUGCGCUAGGCGCUGUGCGGGGCACCCCCCGCGGAGCCAUGGAGGCUGUGGAACUGGCCAGAAAGCUGCAGGAGGAAGCUACGUGCUCCAUCUGUCUGGAUUACUUCACAGACCCUGUGAUGACCGCCUGUGGCCACAACUUCUGCCGAGCGUGCAUCCAGCUGAGCUGGGAGAAGGCGCGGGGCAAGAAGGGGAGGCGGAAGCAGAAGGGCUCCUUCCCCUGCCCCGAGUGCAGACAGAUGUCCCCGCAGAGGAACCUGCUGCCCAACCGGCUGCUGACCAAGGUGGCCGAGAUGGUGCGGCAGCAUCCUGGCCUGCAGAAGCAAGACCUGUGCCACGAGCACCACGAGCCCCUCAAGCUUUUCUGCCAGGAGGACCAGAGCCCCAUCUGUGUGGUGUGCAGGGAGUCCCGGGAGCACCGGCUGCACAGGGUGCUGCCUGCGGAGGAGGCAGUGCAGGGGUACAAGUUGAAGCUGGAGGAGGACAUGGAGAACCUUCGGGAGCAGAUCACCAGGGCAGGGAAUCUGCAGGCCAGGGAGGAGCAGAGCUUAGCCGAGUGGCAGAACAAGGUGAAGGAGCGGAGAGAACGCAUUGUGCUGGAGUUUGAGAAGAAUCACCUCUACCUGGUGGAAGAAAAGCAGAGGCUCCUCCAGGCUCUGGAGAGGGAAGAAGAGGAGACCUCCAGUAGGCUCCGGGAGAACGUGGCCUGCCUGGACCGGCAGAGCCACUCCCUGGAGCUGCUGCUGCUGCAGCUGGAGGAGCGGAGCACACAGGGGCCCCUCCAGAUGCUGCAGGACAUGAAGGAACCCCUGAGCAGGAAGAACAACGUGAGUGUGCAGUGCCCAGAGGUUGCCCCCCCAACCAGACCCAGGACUGUGUGCAGAGUUCCCGGACAGAUUGAAAUGCUAAGAAGCUUUCUAGAGGAUGUGGUGCCUGAUGCCACCUCCGCAUACCCCUACCUCCUCCUGUAUGACAGCCGCCAGAGGCGCUACCUCAGCUCUUCGCCAGAGGGCAGCGGAUUCUGCAGCAAGGACCGAUUUGUGGCUUACCCCUGUGCUGUGGGCCAGACGACCUUCUCCUCUGGGAGGCACUACUGGGAGGUGGGCAUGAACAUCACCGGGGAUGCGCUGUGGGCCCUGGGUGUGUGCAGAGACAACGUGAGCCGGAAAGACAGGGUCCCCAAGUGCCCAGAAAACGGCUUCUGGGUGGUGCAGCUGUCCAAGGGGACCAAGUACUUAUCCACCUUGUCUGCCCUGACCCCGGUCAUGCUGAUGGAGCCUCCCAGCCACGUGGGCAUCUUCCUGGACUUCGAGGCCGGGGAGGUGUCCUUCUACAGUGUAAGCGAUGGGUCCCACCUGCACACCUACUCCCAGGCUGCCUUCCCGGGCCCCCUGCAGCCUUUCUUCUGCCUGGGGGCUCCGAAAUCUGGUCAGAUGGUCAUCUCCACCGUGAGCAUGUGGGUGAAAGGGUAGACACAGGCCAGGGGACUCUGGCACUGCCCCUGGCUCUGCAGAAGGUGCAGGCCUUCUGCUUACUGCAGGCCACCUGCCAGGGUUCUCUGGCAUCACGCUGGCAGCCAUUAGACACACAGGGGGGUUUCUCAAAGUCUAAAUAUAAUUGUGAUUAGAACUGUCAAA